AUGCCCCCGCGUGGCUCUGGGCAGAGUAGCAGCCUCCCCCAGCAGUCGCCUUCCAGCGGUGAUGCAGCAGCAGGAGCUGCAGCAGCAGCAGAAGCAGCAGCAGCAGCAGAAGCAGCAGCAGCAGCAGCUGCAGCAGCAGCAGCAGCAGGAGUGGCGGCAGCAGAAGCAGCGGCAGCAGGAGCAGCAGCUGCAGCAGCAGGAGCAGCAGCUGCAGGAGCAGCAGCAGCAGCAGGAGCAGCAGCAGUAGAAGUAGCAGCAGCAGCAGCAUUACUUGCGGGUCCAGCAGCAACCGCAGCAGCAGCAACAGCAGCAGAAGGAGCUGCAGCAAGACGAGCAACAGCAGCAGCAGCAACAGCAGCAGCAGCACAAGCAGCAGCAGCAGCAGCAGCAGGACCAGAAGUAUCAGCAGCAAACCCACAAGCAGCAGGCGUAUCUGCAUCAUCAACCGCAGCACUUGCAGCAGCUGACUCAGCAUCAGCAACAGCAGCAGCAGCAGCAGCAACAGCAGCAGCAGCAGCAGCAGCAGCAGCAGCAGCAGCAAAUACAGAAGAUGCAAGGAGUUCAUCUGGUUUUUUCUCUACAGCUUCAUUUCAAUUAAAUAGCAGCAGAGAGACGCUAGACUCACCAUCAACAGAAACAACGCAGCAGCAGCAGCAGCAGCAGCAGCAGCAGCAACAGCUGCAGCAGCAGCAGCAGCAGCAGCAGCAGCAAAGGCAAGAACAACAGCAGCAGCACGAGCAGAGCUACCAUCGUCGUCACCAUCAUCCGCGGCAGCUGCAUCAGCUGCAGCAGCACCACCCCCCCCACCACCAUCCGCAGCAGCAGCAGCAGCAGCAGCAGCAGCAGCAGCAGCAGCAACAGCAGCAGCAGCAGCACAGAAAGAGGCUGCAAGCGAUGGAUGCGGAUUGCUCAGGCCCCCCCCCUCCCUCUGCUGGGGGAGAAGGGGUAGACAGCAGCAGCAGCAGCAGCAGCAGCAGCAGCAGCAGCAGCAGCAGCAGCAGCAACAAAAAUAAUAAUGAGAGAAAGACAAAAGAAAAAGCAAAAACAAACGCAAGUGAGUCUGACGAUGAGUAUAAUAAAGAAACGCAAAAAGAAAAAAAAGAAAAAAAAGAAAAAAAAGAAAAAAAAGAAAAAAAAGAAAAAACAGAAAGACAAACAAAUACAUCGUUUUAUCGUUUGCAUGCAUCUGCUGCUAGAACGUUGCUGCGGCGUUUAGGUGCAGCAGCAAAGGCUCGUGCUUCUCGUCUCUCUCACCACCCCUCCCAGCAGCAGCAGCAGCAGCAGCAGCAGCAGCAGCAGCAGCAGCAGCAGCAGCAAGCAGAAGAGGACCCGCUAGCUCUAUGGGCCGGGGGCUGCUGCCUCCCCUGCGUGGGGUGUAUGCACAGCAGCGACUGUCUUUUUAUCUCCUGCUGCACGGAUUUUCAUCUCCCGCUGCAGCUGCGGCAGCAGCGGCAGCUGCAACGCAUGCUCCAUCAGCAGCAGCAGCAGCAGCAGCAGCAGCAGCAGCAGCAGCAACAGCAGCAGCAGCAACAGCAGCAGCAUACGUUGGCUGAAGCCUUCAUGAGAAAAUUCGAACAGCACCAUGCUCAACAGCAGCAACAGCAGCAGCAGCAGCAGCAGCAGCAACAGCAACAGCAGCAGCAGCAGCAGCAGCAGCAGCAGCAGCAGCAGCAUGUUUCUGUUUCUCCCGUAUACACGUGUAUAUCUCCCACCGCUGCCCCCCUGCCCCCCGCCCCCAUCCCCAGCAGCAUCCCCAGCAUCCCCAGCAGCAUCCCCAGCAGCAGCAGCAGCAGCAGCAGCAGCAGCAGCAGCAGCAGCAGCAGCAGCAGGAGGAGUAGAGAAAUAUAUCCUGCUGCUCCUUUAUGUUUAUCUAGUUUUUGUGGUAUUGCUGAUGGGGUCGGCAGCUGGGGGGCCUUUGGGGUCUCCUCUUGCCGCUUUGCUGCUGAGCUGAUGCAGCACAGUGCUCGUGUUUCUAUCUCUCUAGCUAAAAAAAUAAAACAAAAAAGAAUACAAGAACAGCAGCAGCAGCAGCAGCUGCUGCUGCUGCAGCAGCAGCAGCAGCAGGAGGGGGUGGGGGAGCUGCUGCAGCAGCAGCAGCAGCAGCAGCAGCAGCAAAAAAUAAGGAGAAGGAAAGUAAUAAACAAUACAAAAAGAGCAGCCAUAGAAAAAAGAGAAAGACAUCCGAUUGUAGAGAUAGCAGCAGCAGCAGAAACAACUGCAGCAGCAGCAGCAGCAGCAGCAACUGCAGCAGCAACAGCAACUGCAGCAACAGAAAGGCGAUCAUACAGAAGAAGAAGGAAGAAAAACAGCAGCAGCAGCAGCAGCAGCAGUAGCAGCAGCAGCAGCAGCAGCAGCAGCAGUUUAUCCCCUACAAACACCGCAUCAGCAGCAGCAGCAGCAGUUUCUUAUGAAUCUGACGCCAGCAGCAACAGCAGCAUCAGCAGCAAGAGCAGCAGCAGCAGCAGCAACAGCAGCAAGAGCAGCAGCAGCAGAUAUAAAAUACCUUAUGGUGGUGCUGCUGAUGCUGCUAGAUAUAUACUAACUGAAGCAUAUAAAAAAACAACAGCAUACGGCGCCAGCACUGCUUUGCUUCUUUAUUUAGACUCAAAGACAAGAGAGCUCGGUGCUGCUAAUGUUGGCGAUUGCUCUCUCCUAGUACAUAAGGAGAAGGAAAGUAAUAAACAAUACAAAAAGAGCAGCCAUAGAAAAAAGAGAAAGACAUCCGAUAGUAGAGAUAGCAGCAGCAGCAGAAACAACUGCAGCAGCAGCAGCAGCAGCAGCAGCAACAGCAACAGCAACUCCAGCAGCAGAAAGGCGAUCAUACAGAAGAAGAAGGAAGAAAAACAGCAGCAGCAGCAGCAGCAGCAGCAGCAGUAG
Eimeria mitis is the source of this 2877-nucleotide messenger RNA. RefSeq lists its product as uncharacterized. Gene Ontology annotation, biological process: regulation of transcription by RNA polymerase II. Gene Ontology annotation, molecular function: transcription cis-regulatory region binding. Gene Ontology annotation, cellular component: nucleus. Bases 1 to 2877 code for a protein of 958 amino acids. The transcript is spliced from 3 exons. The record is from RefSeq and is a predicted model, not a curated record. Lineage: Eukaryota; Apicomplexa; Conoidasida; Eucoccidiorida; Eimeriidae.